AUCUUGGAGCCUGCGGCCGCCAUGGGAUUAUGGACGCUGAGCGCCGCGCUGCUGUGCCUGGGCGGCGCCCUCGCGUACUCCCAGCUGCACUCGCUGCCCCUCACGGAGAGCUCCAGGCCGGCGCAGGGACCGGCCACCAUGCCAGGGCCGCCGGAAGAGGAGCAGCCGGUCACGAAGGGUUGUGGAAUCGCACCACUUAGAGGAGCGUCAGAAGGGUCUCGGAUCAUAGGAGGUACCCAAGCGGACACUGGGGCGUGGCCGUGGCAGGUUAGCCUGCAGAUUCAAGAUGGUGAUUUUCUUAUGCAUAUAUGUGGUGGUGCCCUAGUGAGAGACAGGUGGGUCCUCACAGCUGCUCACUGCACUAAAGAGGCUAGAGAUCCUCUCAAGUGGAGAGCGGUGAUCGGAACCAAUGACCUCACCCGGAGCCACUACCACACCAGGAGCAUAGGGAUCACAGCCAUCAUCAUCCCACCAGAUUUCAUUAUGGAAACUUUCGUAAAUGAUAUCGCACUGUUCCGUUUAAAGAGAGCCGUGAGGUAUAAUGACUAUAUUCAGCCCAUUUGUCUACCUUUUGGUGUUUUCCAAAAACUGGACCAAAACACAACGUGUUUUAUAAGUGGCUGGGGAAGAACCAAAGAAGAAGGCAAUGGCACAACCAUUUUGCAAGAGGCAAAAGUACACUUCAUCUCUCGGGAGAUUUGUAACUCUGACAGCAGCUACGGUGGAGUGGUUCCUAACACUUCAUUCUGUGCAGGUCACGAAAAUGGGACCUUUGACACGUGCAGGGGUGACAGCGGUGGACCGCUAAUGUGCUACCUACCAGAACACAAAAGAUACUUUGUGAUGGGAAUUACCAGUUAUGGACACGGCUGUGGGCAGAGACAUUUUCCCGGUGUCUACAGCAGCCCAUCAUCCUUCCGGCAGUGGCUGACACAGUACUUAUCACAGGGAAACACCAAGCGCCUGUUUGAUAUGGACGUGGCGCUCAGCCAGGUCCUCAUAGCCCUAGGCUCUAUCAUCCUUCUAGGCAUCACAUAGGGACAUCAGGGGCUAAGGUGUCACUGCCUGGCUGUGUCUACACAAGAUCAUUGUGCUCAUGGCUCUCUUCAGUGCUUCCCUGGCGAUACUGGGUGGGGUUUGCUUUUUGAACAACAGGAUUGUGACAGAUACAUAGCUGUGAAUUUUGGCACCAAAUCCCAUCUUUCCUCAUUAGAACCUGAUUCAUAAUUCUGUAUUUGGAAU
This is a messenger RNA of Apodemus sylvaticus (European woodmouse), 1242 nucleotides long. RefSeq names its product transmembrane serine protease 12 (gene Tmprss12). The record is from RefSeq and is a predicted model, not a curated record. Gene Ontology annotation, molecular function: serine-type endopeptidase activity. The transcript is spliced from 5 exons. Gene Ontology annotation, biological process: acrosome reaction; proteolysis. Lineage: Eukaryota; Metazoa; Chordata; Mammalia; Rodentia; Muridae. Bases 22 to 1038 code for a protein of 338 amino acids.